AUGCUUAUCUCUGCUAGAAGUGCAUUGACCAAGUUCUACCAGCAUCUCCUGGCCUUGGCGUUUGCCAUCAAUGAGAUCAAUGAGAAUCCCAGGAUCUUGCCCAAUGUCUCUCUUGGAUUCCACAUCUAUGAUAGCUAUAAUGAUGCGAGGAUUACCUAUCGUACUACUUUGGGCCUGCGGUUGAGAUUGGAGAGAUUUUUUCCAAACUAUGACUGUGGCUCCCAAGAAAACCUAAUAGCAGUCGCCGGUGGACUUAGCGCUAAGAUCUCCUUCUAUGUGGCAGACAUCUUAGAUCUCUACAAGAUACCACAGGCUUUGCCCCUUUCUUUAUGCAAUGACUACUGCAAUCUUGGUUAUCAGAAGAAAAAGAAGGAAGGGGAGAAAUUUUGCUGCUAUGAUUGUUCUCCAUGCCCUGGAGGGGAGAUUUCAAACCAGAAAGACAUGGAUGAGUGUAUCAAAUGUCCAGAAGAUCAGUAUUCAAGCAAGGAACAUGAUGAAUGCAUUCCCAAAAUGAUAACGUUCCUAUCCUAUGAAGAACCUUUAGGGAUCAGUUUAGCUUCAGUUGCUGUAUCUUUUUCCUUAGUCACAGUCUUAGUGCUGGGAACUUUUAAUAAGCAUAGAGAUACUCCCAUCGUCAAAGCCAACAACCGAGAUAUCACCAAUGCUCUCCUCAUCGCUCUUCUGUUCUGCUUCCUCUGUUCUUUGCUGUUUCUUGGAAAACCCCAGAAGGUGACCUGCUUCCUCCGACAAUCUGCUUUUGUCAUCAUCUUCACUGUGGCUGUUUCUUGUGUGUUGGCCAAGACCAUCACUGUGGUUGUAGCUUUCAUGGUCAUCAAACCAGGAUCCAGGAUGAGGAAAUGGACAGGGAAAACACUUACCAAUGCUACUGUCCUUAUUUGUUCACUCAUUCAAGCAGGCAUUUGCAUGGUAUGGCUAGGAACUUCUCCCCCUUUUCCAUAUUUUGACACACAAUCACUGGUGAUGGAGAUCAUCGCAGGAUGUAACGAAGGGUCAGUCAUCUUUUAUAUUGUCCUAGGCUACUUAGGACUUUUGUCUCUCAUCAGCUUGACUGUGGCUUUCCUAGCCAGGAAGCUGCCAAAUAGUUUUAACGAAGCCAAGUUCAUCACUUUCAGUAUGCUGAUAUUUUGCAGUGUUUGGUUGUCUUUCAUUCCAACCUACAUAAGUACCAAAGGGAAAUACGUGGUAGCUGUGGAGAUCUUCUCCAUCUUGGCCUCCAGCGCUGGUUUGCUAGUUUGUAUCUUUUCCCCCAAAUGCUACAUUAUUUUGCUGAGGCCUGAGUUGAACAAGAAGGAGCAGUUAAUUAGGCGAAAGAGUUAA
This is a messenger RNA of Eublepharis macularius, 1338 nucleotides long. RefSeq names its product vomeronasal type-2 receptor 26-like. Gene Ontology annotation, biological process: G protein-coupled receptor signaling pathway. Gene Ontology annotation, molecular function: G protein-coupled receptor activity. The coding region runs from base 1 to 1338 and encodes 445 amino acids. The transcript has 4 exons. Gene Ontology annotation, cellular component: membrane. Lineage: Eukaryota; Metazoa; Chordata; Lepidosauria; Squamata; Eublepharidae. The record is from RefSeq and is a predicted model, not a curated record.